This is a messenger RNA of Aspergillus saccharolyticus JOP 1030-1, 1785 nucleotides long. RefSeq lists its product as uncharacterized. Gene Ontology annotation, cellular component: chromatin. The annotation marks the transcript as partial. Lineage: Eukaryota; Fungi; Ascomycota; Eurotiomycetes; Eurotiales; Aspergillaceae. Gene Ontology annotation, molecular function: zinc ion binding; DNA-binding transcription factor activity, RNA polymerase II-specific; RNA polymerase II cis-regulatory region sequence-specific DNA binding. The transcript has a single exon. The record is from RefSeq and is a predicted model, not a curated record. Gene Ontology annotation, biological process: DNA-templated transcription; regulation of transcription by RNA polymerase II.
UUUCCUACGUGGAUCAUUGAUCCUCAACUACAUGAUGAUAUCGUAAGGAUGAACUUCCUCUCUCACACAAGUGAUGGUUUGACGGAUCAAGGGACUUGCGAGAGACCAAUCGACGCGGAAUUGAAUCAUCUCGAGCAUGUGCGUCGUUUGUGGUUAGGCCAUACCCCAAAUACGGCUUCGGAGAUGUCAGGCUUGGAGCAGCUUCCAGGAAUGGAAUCAGAAUCACCACCUUCAUGCGAAACAACCGAAAUGGGCGAUCGGAACUGUCAAGAUAUCAGGGCACGCUUACGAAUUGACCCCUACGAACCAUACGUUCCUUCUGUGGAGGCUGUGAACAUGGGUAUUCGAAUGUAUUUCGCCAAAGCCCAUCCCAUGUUCCCGGUUGUCCACGCAGCCACUUUCAAACCGUGCAGAGGGAGUGCAAGUCUUUUGGCAUCCAUGUGUGCGCUAGGCGGCCUGUUUACUGGCUCCGAACAUGGAUUACAGCAAGGAAUACACCUUAUUGAACGUAUAAUCAAGGCGACACUCCAGAGCUGGGAGCACAUCAUUGCCAAAAAUCUGGACAUGCUGAUACCAAUUAUCCAUAACGCGGUCAUAGCACAAUUGUUUGGCCUUCUGUCAGGAAGCUCUACCCUACUACUUGCUGUAGAUGCUUUCCACGGUCCACCAAUACUCUGGGCAAGGCAUUUACGGUUGCAUACCAAAGAACACAAAUUUUUUCUCGACUUCAAUGCUGACAACGCAAAAUUGAAUGAAGCCUGGCAUGAAUGGGCCCACGGCGAGGAGGUCCUACGGAUGAGGCAUAGCCUUUUUAUUAUUGAUGCCGAGUUGGCAAGCAUACUGCACCGCGAGCCACUCCAGAGCUUUCAAUCAUACAACCUGUCCCCGACCUGUUCAGAGAAUGUCUUUAUCGCGUCGAAUGCCCUAGCUUGGAAAGCAAGUUACCACGCGGAAUUACAGGCGCGAAAACAUCAAAUUCUUACUUUGAACUUCGGCGUCACGCUUUUGGAACCAAAAACCCUCGAGCAAGUGCCAUCAACAAGCCAAUUCACUGCGUAUGCAAUCCUACAAAGCUUCAGCAUUCAUGUUUUGUCGUUCAAAGCGCAGGAUGUCACGACCCACCAUUCAACAGAACACUUUCACCGACCGCUCAAUUAUUUUUAUCAUCAUUUUUUAGAAGCGUAUCUUGAUACAUCAUUACCCAAUGAUCCACUGCAAUUGAUUGUUUUGUGGCAUUUAGUAUACAUGGAAAUAUAUGCUGACUUCAAUCUCUUAGAAAUGGCUGUGGGUCGUGAGGGAUGCAAACUUUCAGAGGAACAAUUCUCCACUCUUCUCUCUUGGGCAGAUUCUGAAGAUGCAUUCAGGUGCGUUCUUCACGGUUUGAUGAUCCGCAAACAUAUCCAGGCUAUGAGCCUCGCUUCUGAGCCUGCUAUACAUACUCCUAGGGCUCUUUUUUGGACUGGCCUGGUGUUAUUUUGCUAUAUACGUUUUAGCUCAAACACCAAAGCACCGGCAUCACGCAUAUCAUCCGAAGUCCGCCAAUUUCCAGAACUAUAUCUUUCUGGCAUGGAUGUCUCCAUCCUACUCCCGGAGCUCAGAGAGGCAAAGGCCGAGGUUAACUUUUCUCUUAAAGCUAUUUUAUUGUCAGCUGUUGAUUUAUUGGACAAGAUUGGGCAUUGGGGAGUCUCACGCAGGUUUUCGGCUUUACUAAGAGCAAUUUGCGAUUACGCCUUCUGCUGUAAUGAGAGUUGGGCUUGAGAGAUUGAAUACUCGCGCAAAUCAAUU